CGCCCGCACCUCGCCAUGCGAACACGCUCACCACAUGGCGCGUCGCCUGGCGCUGCUUGCGCUGCUGGCGUGCGCAGCAGUCGCGAACUGUCUGCCUUUACGAUCCGCCGAGACUUCCGACUCGGAAUCUUAUGACCUCGUGUUGUUGGACGAUUAUGAUGAGUCUCUUGAAAAAACUCUUCCGACACAUAUCACCAUCAAGCCAAAAAACAAAGUGAUAAUACGCAAUAAAGUUCCCAAGUUCAAUGUGACAAAGAAAAAUAAUAAAAGUAGUGAAAAAGUUCGCGUUAUUAAAACUACAAUCAACAUUUCAAGUCAAACAAAUUUUAUUGUGACUAAGCCUCCUCGAGUAAUCGAAGAAGUAUCUAGUGUGAUACCGCGUCAUCCUAAUGCGACGUUUACGAAUGUAAGUGAUCAUCAAUUAGUGGUAAGUAUUGCAAGCCAGACGUCGAGACCAAGCACAAAAAAAACGCUGAAACCUCGGCCAACGAGCCCUCGACGCCCGCCCACGACUGCGCGCCCAAAAACCACUACGACGACGAAGCGACAACGUACAACCACGACACGUCGUUCGACUACGCAUCGGACUUUAAAAACAACUAAAAAGAGUUGUCCACAAAAACACUUGAACUGGAUAUCAAAAUAUAUUCAUGAAAAAAACGUAAAGAAAACUCCGAAAAAUGAAGAGAAAUCAGGUUGGUUUGUAGGUUUGUUCUCCAAGCUGUUAAGUUGGUUUGCAGAGUCGAAAUCUAGUUGGUUUUAUGGUGGAUGGUUCAAUAACUUCCCAAGUACAACGACACCAUAUCCUACGUCUGCCUCGACAGACGCUUGGUUUCAAAAUUUUGUUGAUUCUGAAGAUGUCCAUAUUUCGACUGCGGCAAGUGAAAAAUUAAAAAAGUCUACGAAAAAAUCUCUCAAGAAAACAUACAAGGGCUACCAAUUGAUACGAACAUAUCCAGACACGCAAUGGAAGGUGAAUUCAUUAUUAGACUUACAGGAAGAAGCAGAAGGGUCCGGUCUAAUGUGGUGGACAUCUCCAUCUCUGAAUGGUUCAACGGAUUUGCUCGUUCCACCAGAUUUAUUUAUAGAUGUUAAAAAUCAUUUAAAAUCUUAUAAAAUAGAGUUUGAGAUAAUUAUUUUGGAUCUACAGAAAUCCAUCAUGUAUGAAAAUCCUAAACUUUCGAAGAAACAGCGUCUUGAACUGGAACAUUUACACGGACAUCCAAUGACGUGGAGGCGGUAUCAUCGCUAUGCCGAUAUACUGAGAUAUCUAGAAUAUCUUCAACAUUCGUAUGCGGAUAUAGUGGAACUAGUACCGAUGGGUCUAUCUUCGGAAGGACUACCUCUUGUGGCUGUUAAGGUAUCCUUACCAACAAACAAUACUCAAAAAGAUACGCCUGGCAAGUCUCCAAAAAAAAAGUGGAAGCUACGUUCACACAUGAAGCCGGCCGUCUGGUUGGACGGCGGCGCUCAUGCUAGGGAGUGGAUAGCACCUGCAGUCACAACAUGGAUGUUACAUAAUUUAAUUGAAGGUGAUAAAAGAUUAGGUGCCGAUCGUGAAAUUCUUGAUGUAGCGGAUUUUUAUAUCAUGCCCGUGGUAAAUCCGGAUGGCUACGAGCAUUCGCAUACACAUGAUCGACUUUGGAGAAAAACACGUUCAAGAAAUCCCGACCAUUCGGAUGAUUACUUCGUCGGUUGGUUUCCUUGGAACUGGGGUCGCACGGAAUGCGUAGGUGUGGAUGUGGACCGUAAUUGGGAUUACCACUGGGGUGAAAGGGAUGCUUCGAAUGAUCCUUGCGCAGACAAUUAUGCUGGUCCCCAUCCAUUUAGUGAGCCAGAGACGCGCGCAGUUUCGGAGUUCUUGGCUGAUCACAGAGGACAGAUAAAGGUUUAUAUAUCUUUGCACGCGUACUCGCAAGCAUGGUUGCUACCGAGCUCUCAAAGUCUUACAACGUUCGCCGAUGACGGAACGUUACUGGAGAUGGGAAAACUCGCCACCUCUGCCCUAGCCGAUAUGUAUGGGACGAAGUACAAGGUGGGAACGGCUGCCCAAAUCCGUCAACCGGCUUCAGGAAUGUCCCACGAUUGGGCAAGAGCUCGCGCUGGAAUUAAAUACUCAUAUCACGUCGAUCUUAGGGAUUCCUUAGGGCCGUACGGUUUUCUACUCCCGGGCUCGCAAAUAGUAUCUACGGCGCGAGAGACAUGGCAGGCUGUGAGAGCAAUUGUAGAUAACUUAACUCCCGAACCUUAAUGAAAAUUGUACUUAUUAAAAACAGAGUUAACAAUAACCCAUAAAAAGCUGCCAACAGCUUCCGAUAUAUUUCGAAAAACAAUAUUUUUUACUAUUUUACCUUAGUACAAUAAAAUGUAGGUGCCUACUAUGUGUAGUUAUGUACCUAUCAGAAAAAAUACAUAUAAUAUAAUUGGUGAUACGUGAAAGUGUAAAUAAUAUUUUUGGAGGAUUACGAUUAACUGAUAUUUUAAACUCGUAUUAUUUAAGCCGCUAGUCGGUUUUUAAAUGUUUUUAAUUCUAAUGUGCAAAUAAAAGGUGCAAAAAAGUGAAAGUGAAAGUUGAACAAAAAUUUUGUUAGAAUAAAAUAUAUUUUAUUUUAUUUAUUAUUUGAUUUCUAUUAGGAUAUUUUCUUACAUAUUAAGUUAUAUGUGGCAUGCACGUAAAUGUUAUCAAUGUGUAGUAGAGAAAUAAAAAUCGUAGUUUAAA
This is a messenger RNA of Melitaea cinxia (Glanville fritillary), 2719 nucleotides long. RefSeq names its product carboxypeptidase A2-like. The transcript has 9 exons. Gene Ontology annotation, biological process: proteolysis. NCBI's taxonomy places the organism in Eukaryota, Metazoa, Arthropoda, Insecta, Lepidoptera, Nymphalidae. Bases 35 to 2251 code for a protein of 738 amino acids. Gene Ontology annotation, molecular function: metallocarboxypeptidase activity; zinc ion binding. The record is from RefSeq and is a predicted model, not a curated record.